Molecule: messenger RNA, 3801 nt
Organism: Dermacentor andersoni
Lineage: Eukaryota; Metazoa; Arthropoda; Arachnida; Ixodida; Ixodidae
Gene: Alh
Product: coiled coil domain containing protein Alhambra
Biological process (GO): regulation of transcription by RNA polymerase II
Cellular component (GO): nucleus
Molecular function (GO): nucleosome binding; histone binding
Source: RefSeq, a predicted model, not a curated record
AAGCGUGUGUGCAAAACAAAAUAAGCAGAAGCGCAUCGGUUGCGAGGUGGUGGUGGGGGGUACAUGCCUUUGGUGAACGGUCGGUCCCGGAGGACCCGCCGUGAAAAGUUCCUCGAUGAAUGGAUCCGCAGCGAUGAAGAAGACAACUGAUCGGCCUCCCUAAGCGAUCAUAGGGAGCUCCGACCGGCGCGGCGGCGGCACCAUGAAGGAAAUGGUGGGCGGCUGCUGCGUCUGCUCCGACGAGCGCGGCUGGGCAGAGAAUCCACUCGUGUACUGCGACGGCCAGGGCUGCACCGUGGCCGUCCACCAAGCCUGCUAUGGAAUUGUUCAAGUGCCCACUGGGCCUUGGUUCUGCCGGAAGUGCGAGUCUCAGGAAAGAUGUGCUCGUGUUCGGUGUGAGCUGUGUCCAUCCAGGGACGGCGCACUCAAGAGAACUGACAACGGCGGCUGGGCACAUGUGGUCUGUGCAUUGUACAUCCCGGAGGUGCGCUUUGGCAACGUGACCACCAUGGAGCCUAUUGUGUUGCAGCUGGUUCCGCAGGACCGUUACAGCAAGAGUUGCUUCAUCUGCGAGCAGCAGCACCACGAGAGCAAGGCGUCCAUUGGAGCAUGCAUGCAGUGCAACAAGUCUGGGUGCAAGCAGUACUUCCACGUCACAUGUGCGCAGGCAGCGGGUCUUCUCUGUGAAGAGGCUGGGAACUACUUGGACAACGUCAAGUACUGCGGGUACUGUCCCUACCACUACCAGAAACUGCAGAAACGGGACAGCCACAUCAAGAUCAUCCCAGCCUUCAAGCCUAUUCCAGCAGAGUGCAAUUCACGUGAGGGCAGCCCUGAACGCAAACCCACCAGGGCGCGCAUCAAGGGGGGCAGCAGUAUGAGUACGGAGCGGCGUGGAUGCAGCCGGCCACCGUGCAAUGGCCAGGUGUCCUCAGACGGUGGUGCCAGCAGCGAUGCCACUGAGCCACGCAAUGGUGCUACGUCUGGGGGGUCGUCGCCCUUGCCAAGCACGGGCACACCCAGUACCCCACUGCCUCAGCUGCCUGGCAAAUUCACGACAGCCAACUUCACAGAGGCAACGGUGGUGCAGACGGGCAGCCCUGUGUUUGGGGAGCGGCAGCGCAAGCGGGGUCGCCCGCUGGGCAGCACCAAGGAGGCCAAGGCCCAGCAGGCCGCACAGCAAGCCGCAGCCGCUGCCGCAGCAGCAGCACAAGCUGCACAGCAGGUUGCAGCAGCAGCUGCUCAGCAAACCACAGCUGCUCAGCAACAGCAACCGCAGCAACAGCAGCAGUCUCAACAGCAGCAACCCCAGCAGCAACAAUCACCGCAGCAACAGCUGCAGCAGCAGCCUGUACCCCUGCUGCAGGCCAAGACGGAACCACUCUCCCCUCCGCCAUCGUCGCUGGCCAGCAACAAUCCAACACCCAGCUUCAGCAGCAUCUAUGAAAACCUAGUGGGCAGCAGCCGCCAUAGUGAGAAGAGGCCAAAGGCCAAACGGCCCUCCCCAUCCCAGGGUGGCAGCAGCAGGGCAUCACCAUCAAGCAGUGGGGAACGUGAGACCGCCAAAAAUGGCAGCCUGGGUGGCGGCAAGCGCUGUGCCAGCGCAUCAGGCGGCCCGAGGCUUCGCAAGAAGGUGCCUCCCAUGCUGUCCCCGUCUGCCCAAACGGCGGCUGCCAGCGCAGCCACCAACGGCCUGCCUCCGGUGAUGGGAAGUGGCGAUAUUGACCACACAUAUUACCGCCCAAGGCCAAAAGAAAACAAAAAAGCAUGCAACUUGGACGUGAGGGAGCUGAGCCUGGGUGGUGAAGAAGGCAGCCGUCCUGCAUCUGCUGACUCCGUGCUUACGCAGCCUGCCCGCCUUGAGUCAGAUGAUGCCACCUUAGAGUCUAGCAACAUUCAAGGCAAGAUGCUGCAGCCAGCCGAGGACCACGAUGACAAAAAUGGGCGGGUAUCUGCAACGCUGCCCCCAGAAGGCUGGGCUUCGACGUGCCAAGUCGGGCCACCUCGUAUGAGCAUGUCUCGGAGUCCUGCUUGGCCCGAAUCGGCUGCUGUACCAAGCUUGAUUCCGCAGACCCUGGAGCAGCUGCUUGAACGUCAGUGGGACCAGGGCUCUGGCUUUCUCAUGAGGCAGGCCCAGCACUUUGACAUUGCAUCAUUGCUGUCGUGCCUACAUCAGCUGCGCUCGGAGAACAUGGAGUUGGAAUCUCGCAUCAGUGGCCUGCAGGCACGCAGGGACCAACUGCUGGCUGUCAGCGCACGCCUGAUGGGUCCCCUCAGAGAAGGAGUUGCGCCCCCCUUAGUCCCCACAUCCAGCUCUCCCAUGCCCCUCGUGUCCCAUGCCUCUGCUGCAGAAGUCAAUGCGGCGGCGGCCAUGAGUUUUGGCACGAGGGCAAAUUUGCCCACAUCUUCCGUGGGCUCUUCAAUGGAGAAGCACUCUGGUGUGUCACUGGGCUUCCCCCUUGGUUUUCCCUCUUCGGCUCAGCCAUCCACUGACCACCAGCCACACCAGGCAAACGAGUUGAGUGCAGCAUCACAGCAUGGCUUCCCUGGCCGGCCAGCGAUGGGGCACCCAGAAGGAAUGCCCUCCAACGAGAACUCAUCGCAUCGAGGCUCCACACUGUCCACCUCUCGCCAGCCGAGCAAUAGCUAGGAGCCACAUGCAUCAUUUCAGCGCCGUUUGUACAGGAUACAUUCUCAUGAUGUUGUACAUCAAGGAAGCAUUGUCAACUGUUCGCACUUGGGACGAGCUAUGCCCUGAUUGUCAGGCAGGCUUCGUAGCCGAACAGACUGCAGGGAAAGUCAUUGAUAAUAUAAUUUUAUUGUUUUAUACUUCAUCGCAACUCAGAGAUUAACAACAUGGUUCCCUCUCCCUGGUUGGGAUGUCUGCAUUUCAACUCUACGCUCAGUGGAGACUGUUUUACACAAGUCUUUUACCACUUCGUUGUCUGCCUCUGUCGAAAGAAGAAACGAAGAGACUGACUCGUAGCAAAGGAUGAGCACAGCUCUACAAGCCUUUGCCUCGUGCAUCGCAGCAUAGCUCGAUUUUUCCCUUUCCCAUUUUCACUGUUGUGUUCAGUACAGAGUUGGUGUUAAUCUUGUGGCAGCUGCUGCCAUAUUGGACGCUUGUUUCAGUUCAUGUGUGCCAUCAGGUUGGCUGGCAUUUGAAGGUGUGCAAAUUCAUCUCACGUGUCAGCUCAUGCUGCAAAAGACAAAGGGACUUUCCAGAGGAGAGGCUACUCUUCAUUUUAAUUAUUUCUAUGUCUUGUAUAUUUGUAUAUUUACCUGUGAUGUGAGAGUCUUGCUCCUAUUAACUUAUGGCAUGCCCCGAAUGAGCAGGAACUUUGCAGCAACUGGUGUUAGCUAUGAAAUAGAUGCAGGCGUUCCUCGGCACAAGCUGUACAAGUGCCGUUCGUCCCGACACGCACCAGUUCUCUGUGUUCCCUCGUUAACUGAGUUGCCGUCUGGUGUUUUAUGGUCGCCUUUGAAGUUACCUUGGCCUCUAGCUGCCUGGCCUCUUUCUUCAAUUGGAAAAUUCAGCCAGGUGUUUAUCAAAACCUUCUCCCUUGGCAUGUGUCCUGCAAUGAUGCCAUUACACUGUACAAAAGUUCAUGUUCAAAUUGUUUUUGUUUGUGUAACCUGUACAAAAAGACAAUGAACCACGUUGAGAUCUUUUAAGUAGCAUAAGUGUUCAUUUCUGUUAAUUUUGACAAUAUGUAUUGUUUGUGCAGUAUUUUUUUUCUUCUAACUGCAUGUCUUGUAAAUAGUAAAUAAACGUCGGCAUUUUUAUGCGGCUUUCUUCUA